AAAAGGUAAGUUUUAAACUGAGAUUAAAGUUAAUUUGCAUUAAUCGAUCGACAAUGUAAAUCGACCCCGCUUGACAACAUGUUUUUACAAAUAUGAUAAAUACGCAUAAAACGAUCGGUUACUUACACGGUCGCUUGCGAAAACGUGCCAGCAGAGGACAAACGACACGUAAUCUCGUUCGCCGCUCCGAUUGGCCCGUCACCGAUCGCGAGUGUCCCCUACUUCCGGCGCAUGUGCGACGACGAGGGCGAGACGACGUCAGCUGAUUACCACAAUUGAUACAUAAACAACGCGGUGGGUGACGAGCACUAAAUUGCCAUUUCGUUCGACACAAUUCGUCAGAUCAGGGAGAAGACACUCGAGAGGAGGAUCGAGUUUGGCUCCGCGAGGUAUUUGACUCCCCAGGAUACACGUCUCUCUUUGUCCGCGAGAAUCCACCUGCCGCUUUAAAAUCCACGUAGCCGCGACGAAAAAUGCGCCUGGCGGCUCUUCUGAGCGCGACAAUCCUUCUCUCGCUCUCCGCACGCUCGGCGAGCUCCUGGCGCGUCAAAACGAAACAAUUAUCGCCCGUUAUUUUAGUUCCAGGUGAUGGCGGCAGCCAAGUCGAGGCAAAGAUUAACAAGUCGUCGGUGGUGCAUUAUAUCUGCGAGAAAGUAUCCAACGAUUAUUUUAGCUUGUGGCUGAACAUGGAACUGCUUGUACCUGUCGUGAUAGACUGCUUUAUCGAUAAUCUUAAAUUGAAUUAUGACAAUGUGACCAGAACUACUAGUAAUCAGCCCGGAGUAGAUAUAAGGAUACCAGGAUGGGGCGAUCCGUUGGUGGUCGAGUAUAUAGAUCCCAGUAGGGCCUCGCCGGGCUCGUACUUCAAGGAUAUUGGAAAUAUGCUGGUGAGCGACUUGGGAUAUGUCAGGAAUCUAUCGCUGCGUGGGGCGCCUUAUGAUUUCAGGAAAGGACCCAGUGAGAACGAAGAAUUCUUCGCCAAGCUGAAGGAUCUGGUCGAGGAGACGUAUACAAUGAAUAAUAACACGCCAGUGACGUUACUGGCUCACAGUAUGGGCGGACCUAUGACUCUUAUAAUGUUACAACGUCAGAGUCAGAAAUGGAAGGAUAAAUACAUAAAUUCCUUGAUCACACUUAGUGCCGUGUGGGCAGGAUCUGUCAAGGCGAUCAAAGUGUUUGCCAUUGGAGAUGACUUGGGCGCAUAUUUUCUUCGUGAAAGUGUACUAAGAGACGAACAAAUAACGAGUCCAAGUCUGGGAUGGUUGUUACCCUCGAAACUAUUUUGGAAAGACACUGAGAUUUUGAUACAAUCGGAUCAGAAAAAUUACACAUUGAAUAAUUUGCAAGAAUAUUUUAUAGACAUAGACGUUUCCAACGCUUGGGAGUUCAGAAAAGACAAUGAGAAAUACCAAUUGGAUUUUACAGCUCCAGGUGUUGAAGUACAUUGUUUAUACGGCAGCAAAGUGAACACUGUAGAAAAGUUGUAUUAUAAGCCGGGUACAAGUGUAAAUGGUUAUCCUCAACUGAUAUUUGGGGAUGGCGACGGGACUGUGAACAUAAGGAGUUUGGAAGCGUGUACACAUUGGCAGAAGUCACAGAAACAAAAAAUUUAUAAUCAAGGUUUUCCUGGAGUAGAUCACACUGAAAUCUUGAGAAAUCCUGAUAUUUUAGCAUAUGUUAAGGCAGUUUUAAAAGUGUAACGUGGCUUUUAUUUAGUGAUACGAAAGGAUAUAACAGAUUAGCUAACAUCAUUAAAUUCUUUUAACAUUUUUUUACUUGAUAAUCUUGAUCUAUAGAUUAAGACUCAAGAUACAGUAUAAAAUGAUUUUAACAAGGUUGCGAAAUAAGGUUUUAUCAAUUUAAUGACGUAAUCUCAUCUAUAUUUUCAAUAAU
This is a messenger RNA of Temnothorax curvispinosus, 1893 nucleotides long. RefSeq names its product group XV phospholipase A2-like. The transcript has 7 exons. NCBI's taxonomy places the organism in Eukaryota, Metazoa, Arthropoda, Insecta, Hymenoptera, Formicidae. The coding region runs from base 474 to 1700 and encodes 408 amino acids. Gene Ontology annotation, biological process: lipid metabolic process. The record is from RefSeq and is a predicted model, not a curated record.